AUGUUGCUAAUGGAUUCGGCCACAUCUGCGAUAACCUCACCACUUGAAGUGUCGAAAGAGUAUCAGCGCUCCUUAGAUGAACAUCGAACGAUUUCUUCUACCAGAGGCCGACAAUCUGGCAAACGCUUUACACCCUACUGGGCUGCUCAAAUUGAUGGCGGUGAAGAAGCUGCAAAAGAUCUAGCCAGUAAAUAUGGAUUCAUUUACCUUGGUGAGGUUCGGUGGGUGGAACAGCAAGUCGCGAAGGUUCGUGUGAAACGCGAUAUUUACCAGCCGCCUCCAAACGACCCAAGUUGGCCCCGAAUGUGGUACCUAAAUCGAGGUGGACCCGGAGGUAUAGAUAUGAAUGUCCGGUCGGUCUGGGCAAGGGGCUACGCGGGCCAGGGCGUCGUGGUUACCAUCCUCGACGACGGACUGGAGACAGACCAUCCCGAUCUCAAGCCGAACUAUGACAGGUACGCCUCCUUCGACGUCAACAGCAACGACGAAAAUCCCGAUCCUCGUUACGUGGAACGAGACUUCCGCAAUAUAAAUCGACACGGAACUCGGUGCGCGGGAGAGGUUGCGGCAGCAGCGAACAACAGUAUUUGCGGUCUGGGGAUCGCCUACAAGGCUCGCAUCGGCGGUGUCCGGAUGCUCGAUGGAGAUGUUACAGACGCCAUGGAGUCGCGCUCCCUGGGACACAAUCUCCAGCACAUAGACGUCUACUCGGCCAGCUGGGGACCGGAAGACGACGGAAGGACAGUAGAUGGACCUGGAAAACUCGCUAGGAUGGCCUUCCGCAAUGGCAUCCUCAAGGGUCGUGGGGGCCUUGGCUCAAUCUUUGUUUGGGCAAGUGGAAACGGUGGCAAGUACGACGACAACUGCAACUGCGAUGGUUACACCAACAGCAUCUACACCUUGGGAGUGAGCUCAGCUUCUGAACAUGGUACCAUUCCUUGGUACGCGGAGACCUGUUCGUCUACACUCGCCGUCACCUACAGCAGCGGGGGACAAGGGGAGAAGGGAGUGAGGGUGCGGACUCGUGGAAAUCAAAAGCAGGUUGACCCCAGUGAAGUUCGCCUUAAAGCAGAAGUCACCACGGAUCUGAACCACACCUGCACCGACAGCCACUCGGGGACAUCGGCUAGUGCCCCUCUAGCCGCGGGCAUUUGCGCCCUCACGCUGUCAGCAAACCCUCGCCUCACUUGGCGCGACCUCCAGUACAUCGUCAUCUACUCCGCCCGUCCUGACGGUCUCUACACCAACGACUGGCGUGUAAAUGGCGUCGGCCGACGUGUUUCGCAUGCUUUCGGUUAUGGGCUAAUGGACGCCGCUGCGAUGGUGGACUUGGCCCUCAACUGGACAACCGUGCCGACCCAGAGGAUCUGCGAGAUACACGCCCCUCUGCCUCGCAGUCCCCUGAAGAUGCGCCAUCACGCGUCCGAGCGACUCCAACUGGAAACUGAUGGCUGUCUCUCCAAUGAGGCCGGGGACCCUUCGCAGGCAGUCGUCUACCUGGAACAUGUUCAGGCCAAAGUCACCUUGACGAGCGAUUGUCGUGGCGAGGUGGAACUCUGGCUAACGUCUCCGAUGGGCACUGUUAGCAAGUUGUUGAGCAAACGACCCUUCGACCUGGAUGUCGCAGGCUUCCAUGCGUGGCCAUUCAUGUCCGUCCACUUCUGGGGCGAAAUGGCCAACGGCACGUGGACCCUCACAGUCCACUCUGGGAAUGCUGUCGUAAUGCUGCGUCCUGAUAUUUCUCCCAUUGACUCACACAUCCUAGACUUCACUCGAAACCGUAGGCGGGACUACCGUUUAUCUCUAAUCAGCAAACCACCCUUCCACCCUUCGAGCCGGCAGCAACUUCAGCCAAGAGAGUAUCGAGAGAGAGAGCUUCACCCCCUUUCUUCCAUGCUCGAUGAGCAACUCGUUGGCGGUUCUGCGUCUCUGCCUCAAGCACCGAUUCCCUUCAUCCCCAAAGAAUCUCCAAGCUUCUCGCCAGCAGGUUACGCAGUGGAAUACGAAGAUAAGCCGCCUCCUCCUCCACCAGUUCCUCCGCCUUUCGGCUCAGACUUUCUCGAUCCUUGGAGUGACAGCGAGGAGGUUAGUGGUGGCUUCCAGCUCAAACCGAAGUGGUACAUCAACCAUAAUCUUUUACAAGCGCUCUACGCUGUGCCCCCUAAACGCGCCAAUGGUGUCUCUUCGGCUUCUGCAGGACACUCACCAUACCACGGUGGGGGUCCCGCUUACCCAGGGGGCUACGGCCUAGAGCGAUUGAAUUCCCCACGAAAGUCGCCAAGUCAGAUCCAGCCAUCUCCACCGGCGGCUCUCUGGCAACAUUACCCCAACCCCACCUCCAGCUUCCAUCGACCGCGCUUAAGGAGGUGCAUUCGCACAGACCUCUAUUCCAGUAACUUUCCAUGCUACCUCGUUUAG
Mesocestoides corti is the source of this 2418-nucleotide messenger RNA. The record is from the annotation of a GenBank genome assembly. Lineage: Eukaryota; Metazoa; Platyhelminthes; Cestoda; Cyclophyllidea; Mesocestoididae.